UUCUUCGCAAGGGAACUCAUCCUGUCCAGCUGCUCUGCCCAAGGGCUGUGACACAGUCCCAGCUCAGCUGAUCUCACUGGUUGGGGCAUGAAGGGAUGCAGAGCAGCCCUGCCGAGAAGGACUUGGUGUUGCAGCCAGAUGAGAGGCUGGACAUGAGCCAGCCAUGUGCAUCCAAAGGACAGUGCCCAGCAGGUUGAAGGAGGUGAUUCCCCACCUCUGCUCAGCUGAACCUGCUGGUGAAGGUGGUGCAGCUUCCCAAGCCACAUCCAGGACUGAGGCUCUGGGAGAUGCUGAGGGUGUGUCUGCAGGGAGGACUUCUCCAGCUCCUUUGCUGAUUCCUACACAGAAGCCUGGCAACCAUGGCAGGGGUCCUCCACCAGAAGAGAUCAAAGACAUGGCAGACAAGAAAUUCCAGAAUCCAUUAGAAAUUAUGUGGCAAAUGCUGAAGGAAGUGCUGCAGAGAGGACAAGAAAUGAAAGGAGAGCCUGUGCAGAUGGAAGCACUCCCCAGAGGAAGCAGUGGUUCCGUGCCAGCCUCUGCUGCAGGAAGGGAGGUGAUGCCAGGCACAGGCACAGGAGCUGAACCUGCUGGUGAAGGCCCCACAUCCAGGACUGAGCCUCUGGGAGAUGCUGAGGGUGUGCCCACAGGGAGGACUUCUCCAGCUCCAGGGCUGGAUGCUUGGCCCCAACCCAGCUCCCAUGGCAGGGGUCCUCCAAAAGGAAAGACCCAAGAUACUGCAGCCAAAAAGUCUCAUGAGUCAGAUGAAUUCCUGACACAAACACAGAAGGAAGCACCCCGAGGACAAGUGAUGGACCAAAAGGCUGUUCAGGAGGAGGAACACUCAGAGAGAAGCAGUGGCUCAUUGGCAGCCCUAGCUGCAGGAAGGAAGGCGAUGGCAGACACGGGCACAGGCACAACAGAUGCAGCUGGCACCACAAGACCUGUUCCCAAUGCCCAGGAUGGCCUCGGAAGGGGUUUCUGUCAGGGAACAGGCUGCUGGCUAGGGUUUCUGGCAGGCAUGCUUUAUUUGGAGCUUGUCUUCAUGUUGUGCUGCAUUGGAAUCUGGUAUUCCUGGAACAGAAAACAGAUCACCUCGGGACAGGAGUUGGAAGACGGUGGCUGCACCUCACACCGACAGCGUGAGCAGCUCCUCCAGCAGCAGGAACGGCCUGGACAGCCCUCUCAAGUGUUCUGUGAGGAGGACCCCAGAACAAUCGUCGACAAGGAAGCCUCUUAUUGCCCCGCAACACUGAAGGUGACACCCCACCCCCACCCUCCCCGCCCCUCCAACUCCUGCUUGCACGAUGACAGCCGCUUGCCUUGGUGCCUGUUUGUCUUCUGA
Passer domesticus (house sparrow) is the source of this 1342-nucleotide messenger RNA. RefSeq lists its product as uncharacterized. Lineage: Eukaryota; Metazoa; Chordata; Aves; Passeriformes; Passeridae. The coding region runs from base 164 to 1342 and encodes 392 amino acids. The transcript is spliced from 13 exons. The record is from RefSeq and is a predicted model, not a curated record.